GAAAGUGGUUCAUUCCCUUUCAAAAUGGCAUCCGAGACCAAAAGUUCCGAGUCCCCUCCCCAAGUUUCGGCAUGUUUCAGCCCAGUCCUGGUCAGCAGUGUGGCCUACCUCGGCUCGAUCGUGUUCUAUCUCCUGGCCUUCUAUCUCCGUGAGUUCCCGAAGGUUCCAUUCCCCGCGGUCGGCUGUCUGCUCGCCUCGGACGGUGACUUUGGGGAGUGGACCUCGGCUGGGUACGUCCUGAUGGCCCUGUGGUGUUUCCACUACAUGAGGCGGUUUGUGGAGGUUCUGUUCGUCCAUGAGUACAAGAGGAGGAUGGGUUAUGUGGAGUGUUUCGGGGCACAAAUCUACUACUGGGUGUUCGGCUUCUGGGUUGGCCUAUCUCUGCGGCCUGACAUGGGUUACAUCAACACCUACCUGCCGCUGUUUAUUGUCGGCAGUCUGCUGUUCUUCGUUGGAGAGGUUGGGAACGGAGUGUCCCAUCUCCAGCUGCGGAGUCUGCGCAGCAACAAGAACAACCACCUGCUGUGCCAGACAAAGUCGCAGCACGUCGUUCCUCGCGGCCUGAUGUUCGAACUGGUCUCCUGUCCGCACUACCUCUUCGAGAUCAUCUCUUGGAUAGGCUUUUCCCUGGCCACGUGGGCCCUGUCCGUUGUCGUGUUUCUAGCCGCGAGUGUUCUGACUCUUUGUAUUUACAGUUACCAGAAGCACAAGGCUUACCGUACGGAGUUUGAUGGUGCCGAGGGCAGGGAGCUUUACCCACCGAAUAGGAAGGCUCUCAUUCCGUUUGUGUUCUAAAACUGGUUAUGCGAAUCUCAAUGGGAGGGGUGUGGACGUGUGUACUACCUUAGAGUUAAUCCAUGCAGAAUUUGAGCGGGGCUGGGUGGUUAUUAACUUUAUUUUUGCUUUGCACUAAUAAGUUUAUUUUACGCUGAUGGCGACAGGUGGUCGAAAUGUCUACAGAGAAGAAA
Molecule: messenger RNA, 968 nt
Organism: Branchiostoma floridae (Florida lancelet)
Lineage: Eukaryota; Metazoa; Chordata; Leptocardii; Amphioxiformes; Branchiostomatidae
Product: very-long-chain enoyl-CoA reductase-like
Exons: 2
Coding region: 25-795 (256 amino acids)
Biological process (GO): very long-chain fatty acid biosynthetic process
Molecular function (GO): oxidoreductase activity, acting on the CH-CH group of donors
Source: RefSeq, a predicted model, not a curated record